This is a messenger RNA of Onychomys torridus (southern grasshopper mouse), 2806 nucleotides long. RefSeq names its product leucine rich repeat containing 59 (gene Lrrc59). The transcript is spliced from 7 exons. Lineage: Eukaryota; Metazoa; Chordata; Mammalia; Rodentia; Cricetidae. The record is from RefSeq and is a predicted model, not a curated record. Bases 235 to 1158 code for a protein of 307 amino acids. Gene Ontology annotation, molecular function: protein binding.
GUGACGUGGACACGGAAGUGGUCGUCGUCGCGGCGGCACCGGUGGGAGCAGGGCCCUGGGCUGGGAGUGCGGCGGGCGAGCGGACAGGCGGCGGCGGCCUCGCAGCAGCGGCGGCGGCUUAAGGCGCAGUCGUGAUCCGUUGGGUGCGAAUCCGCCGAGCCCAGGAGCGGCUGCUCAGCCCUCUCUCCUGCCUGUCGGAUCCCGGGAGCAGGGACCCGCUUAGCCGGCGUCAUCAUGACCAAGGCCGGUAGCAAGGGCGGGAACCUCCGCGACAAGCUGGACGGCAAUGAGCUGGACCUGAGCCUUAGCGACCUGAAUGAGGUCCCCGUCAAGGAGCUGGCUGCACUCCCAAAGGCCACCGUAUUGGAUCUGUCCUGCAAUAAACUGAGCUCUCUUCCGUCGGAUUUCUGUGGCCUCACACAUCUGGUGAAGUUGGACCUCAGCAAGAACAAGCUGCAGCAGCUGCCCGCAGACUUUGGUCGCCUGGUCAACCUUCAGCAUUUGGAUCUCCUCAACAACAGGCUGGUCACCCUGCCUGUCAGCUUUGCUCAGCUCAAGAACCUGAAGUGGCUGGAUCUGAAAGACAAUCCCCUGGAUCCUGUCCUGGCCAAGGUGGCAGGAGAUUGCUUGGAUGAGAAGCAGUGUAAGCAGUGUGCAAACAAGGUGUUACAGCACAUGAAGGCCGUGCAGGCAGAUCAGGAACGAGAGCGGCAGCGCCGGCUGGAAGUGGAGCGAGAGGCAGAGAAGAGGCGGGAGGCCAAGCUGCAGGCUAAGGAGGCAAAGGAGCGGGAGCUGCGGAAGCGGGAGAAGGCGGAGGAGAAGGAGCGUCGGCGGAAGGAGUACGAUGCCCAGAAAGCUUCCAAGCGGGAGCAGGAGAAGAAGCCCAAGAAGGAGACGAACCAGGCCCCAAAAUCUAAGUCUGGCUCUCGUCCUCGCAAGCCACCACCCCGGAAACACACACGCUCCUGGGUUGUGCUGAAGGUGUUGCUGCUCUUGCUGCUAAUGUGUGUGGCAGGAGGGCUGGUUGCAUGCCGGAUGACAGGGCUGCAGCACCAGCCCCUCUGCAACAGCGUGAACACCAUCUACGACAAUGCCGUCCAGGGCCUGCGCCAUCAUGAGAUCCUCCGGUGGGUCCUCCAGACCGACUCCCAGCAGUGAGCUUAUCCUCAGCACCGCUGCCUCCCAGCCUUGGAGCUUGGAUUCCUAUGGAAUUGGGUUCUGCUGGACACAACCUCUUUUUAGCGUCAGACCUACCUGCCAUCAUCAAAUGGCUGCUGAUUGGUACUUGAGACCUCGCCUUUGUAGGACUUCUUUGUCCCUUAGUCAGGGUUCCCUGGUGGAAUGAGGAGAAAUGGAGGGGGGGGGGAAGAGUUACCUGCAUGCCUAAAGGAAUAGGCUUCGGGGUGGGGAGAGAGGACCUAAGUUUUCUAGUCACAGCACGCUGUGUAAGGCAAGGUUCCUUUCUACUAAAUGGUCAGCUGUCACUACAUUUAUACUUUUGUAUGUCACAGACCCUUUCUUUCAUUCCUUCCUGGAUAACCAGGACAGAUUGGAAGGCAGCGUGUUCCUGGGGACUAGGAGUACUUGGAUAAAUCUAGCCUAAGUGGGGAGGGUGGAGUAAUGUUUCCUUAAAGAUCUCAGACAUUUCAACAUUUUAGGAACGUACAAAUUGCCCGGCUGUGAAGAUGGCUUCACUGCCAUUGGUCCAAUGUAACACUUUGAGGCAGAGCAGGGGGCUGUCCACGCCUUUUUAGCUGGUCUAAAGCAGACCCAACUCUCACUCCACUUCUCUUCCUCUCCCUGAUGUCAUUUGGCUCCUUGAGAAUGAACUCACACUCGAAUCGUCUUAGCCAAAGUGAGUCUUUCAUAAUCGACAAGGCCUGCCACACAAGUAGAUCUCAUACCGGCAGGGUCCUGGGAAGCUCCUGUGGAAUUUUGCCUCAACUUAAAUGGCUUCCACAAAAUGGCAGCAGGCAGUCUCCCCGCCUCAGUUUAGAGCAUUAACUCCCUAGAGGCCUGGAAGCAGAGGCAGAUCUCUACCAAAGCUGCUUGGGGACAGCUCCACUGGUACUUGGUGUGGUGAAAUACCUCAGAGGCAGCCCAGAAACUUGACUUCAAGAAACAGGUUUAGAGGUGAUCUGGACCUGUCACAGGGAAGGAAGGCGUGGAAAAGUGGGAGCUAAAGGGGAACAGAGUCACAGGGUGGUGCUGUAGAGUGGUACAGAUACACAGUUCAACGUUAGCACAAACCAGGGCAGCGCCACCCGCCUUCCUGCUGCUACGGAAAGCAUUUCUACUCCCCUUUCCCUUGUCUUUUCACAGCAGCUGGAUGAAGGAUCAGAAGCAACUGUGUCUCGGUGCUUAUUUGCUAAAAACUCCCAAUUGCAAGCUCCUUGACUCUCCCCUAAGGGACCAAGUUCUGUCACAGUUCAGAGUACCCUAGUGGCCCAUCUGGAUAGGUCUGUCACUCGAAACUGUCCUGACACUGGAAGAAAGGCCUUUGUUUUCUCCUCCCUAGCUAGCUCUGCCAUGUAGGUCCACGUCUCACUCAGAAUCACUACACAUUCCUUUAGUCUUCCUCCAAGCUCCAGAGCCAUUGGUACAAAUGCUUUAUUGAUAAAGUACUUACUAUACACAUGGUGACAUCAUGAAACAGAAGUCAGCCGAGUCAGUUCCCUGGCUGGUUGAGGCAGCUCAGUGGCUGAGCCUAGUCAAGCCAACCCGCAGGCAAGAGUUCACUCUGACUUCGAGAUUUGAUGCUUAUUCUUUGAAUUUCUACAAUUAUUAAAUCCGUGUCUGAGUGGUC